Messenger RNA from Phycodurus eques (leafy seadragon), 1160 nucleotides. It is a transcript of the gene polr3h, whose product is annotated as polymerase (RNA) III (DNA directed) polypeptide H. Lineage: Eukaryota; Metazoa; Chordata; Actinopteri; Syngnathiformes; Syngnathidae. Gene Ontology annotation, cellular component: RNA polymerase III complex. The coding region runs from base 245 to 886 and encodes 213 amino acids. The transcript has 6 exons. Gene Ontology annotation, molecular function: DNA binding; DNA-directed RNA polymerase activity. Gene Ontology annotation, biological process: transcription initiation at RNA polymerase III promoter; DNA-templated transcription. The record is from RefSeq and is a predicted model, not a curated record.
GUCGUAAACCGACCGGCACUGUCGUGAGAACCACAUGGCAGCAACAUGUUUACCACUGUGAAGCUGUAACGACAAUUUUCCCAAAGUGUUUUUUUUAUUUUUAUUAGAUUUUUUUUGGGGGGGGGAGGGGGGCAUUCUUAAGUUAGAUGCGUUUGGUAGAUAAAACGUAUCGUUCCUCAGCUCUCAUAUGUAGCGCGCAAAUCGCGCUUAGCAUUGGGUUGCGUCGCGUGCUCCAGUCUGCACCAUGUUUGUGUUAGUGGAGAUGGUGGACACAGUCAGGAUCCCUCCGUGGAACUUUCAAAGACAGCUCAACGAGGCUGUGUCCGAGGAGCUGAACAAAAAACUGGCCAAUAAGGUGGUCUACAAUGUCGGUCUAUGUAUCUGCUUGUAUGACAUCACGAAACUGGAGGAUUCGUACAUUUUCCCAGGGGAUGGUGCUUCACACACAAAAGUUCAUUUCAGGUAUGUUGUUUUCCACCCGUUUCUGGACGAGAUACUGGUCGGCAAGAUCAAGUACUGCAGUCAGGAGGGUGUUCAUGUGACCAUGGGCUUCUUUGAUGACAUUCUCAUCCCGCCAGAGUCUCUUCAGCAACCCACUAAAUUCGAUGAAGCUGAGCAAGUUUGGCUUUGGGAGUAUGAGACUGAUGAGGGAGCACAUGACCUCUACAUGGACCAGGGAGAGGAGAUUCGUUUUCGAGUGGCGGAUGAGAUAUUUGUGGAUACUUCACCAACGGGCCCUACCACUGACGCGCCACCCGCCCAACCUGGGCAGGCGACGGCACCACCACCUGCACAAGAUACCGGCGAGAAGAAAGAUGCGCCAUAUACUCUGAUAGGGACCAUUUGUGAGCCAGGACUGGGGCUACUGUCAUGGUGGAACAAUUAGCAGGAGGAAGAGGAGAACAUUGGACAAUCAUCGUUUGUCAGGAAGACCUUGUGUCUGGAUCAAAACUUGAUUUUUGAGACUAAAAAUAGACAUUGGUGACAGAAAUAACUGAGGUGUCGUGCUGAGGAAAGAUCAUUUGGGUAAUACCCACUGAAAAAGACUUGGUGUUAAUAUGUCAUAUAAAGACAAUGAUCCAUGAGUAAGCGCUUUUAUUUGGUAGAUUUCGCAUUGGACAGCAUUUCCCUAAUCAAUGAUAAAUGAGUCAUGAAGUAAA